AUGGCGUCCAAAGACGAGGAUCGUCGACCCAAGGCCAGCGCGCUGCGUUCUAUUAUAGCCGGAUCCACGGCCGGAGCAGUCGAGGUUGCGAUAACGUACCCUGCGGAAUUUGCAAAGACACGCACCCAGCUCAACCACCGACUACCUGACUCGAAGAAGCUUCCCUGGCCACCAUUUGGCAGUCAAUGGUAUGCUGGUUGCACUACAUUGAUAAUAGGGAACUCUUUGAAGGCUGGAAUACGGUUCGUUGCCUUUGACAAAUUCAAAUCGCUUCUACAAGAUGAAGACGGUAAAAUCUCCGGACCGAAGACGGUUAUUGCAGGUUUUGGGGCUGGUUUCACCGAAUCGCUAUUUGCCGUGACGCCGUUUGAAAGUAUUAAGACGCAGCUUAUCGAUGACCGCAAAUCCGCGAACCCGAGAAUGCGAGGAUUUCUGCACGGAAGCAAAAUAAUUGCCCAAGAGAGGGGUAUCCGUGGGUUCUUCCAAGGACUUGUCCCGACCACGGCACGUCAAGCCGCAAACUCAGCAGUUAGAUUUUCGAGUUAUACGACCCUGAAGCAAUUUGCGCAAGGUUACGUUGCGCCUGGAGAGAAAUUAGGGACGCUUAGUACCUUUGCUAUUGGAGGAGUUGCUGGUAUAAUCACGGUAUACGUGACACAGCCACUUGACACAGUGAAAACAAGGAUGCAAUCUCUCGAUGCAAAGAGCCUCUACAAGAACAGUCUUACUUGUGCCGCGAGUAUAGUGAAAGACGAGGGCGUCUUCACUCUCUGGUCCGGGGCAAUGCCACGCCUGGCACGGUUAAUUCUGAGCGGAGGAAUUGUGUUCACCAUGUACGAAAAAACUAUGGAGGGACUCGAUUCCCUCGACCCUGAGCGUAAGUAUUUAUGA
Messenger RNA from Talaromyces rugulosus, 891 nucleotides. RefSeq lists its product as uncharacterized. Lineage: Eukaryota; Fungi; Ascomycota; Eurotiomycetes; Eurotiales; Trichocomaceae. Gene Ontology annotation, biological process: mitochondrial citrate transmembrane transport. The transcript is spliced from 9 exons. The record is from RefSeq and is a predicted model, not a curated record. Bases 1 to 891 code for a protein of 296 amino acids.